This is a messenger RNA of Diaporthe batatas, 1578 nucleotides long. RefSeq lists its product as uncharacterized. The record is from RefSeq and is a predicted model, not a curated record. Gene Ontology annotation, cellular component: membrane; intracellular membrane-bounded organelle; cytosol. The coding region runs from base 1 to 1578 and encodes 525 amino acids. Lineage: Eukaryota; Fungi; Ascomycota; Sordariomycetes; Diaporthales; Diaporthaceae. Gene Ontology annotation, molecular function: sterol binding. The transcript has 7 exons.
AUGCCGAUGAUGGGGCUUGUGUCUGGAGCACGCCGAAGAGCGACAUCAAAUGCUAGCAGCCGAGGAUCUGUCGAUGAGGGCAGAGGACACCAAGAUGAGGAUGAGACCGUUAUAGAGGCCGAUCAGGGAAAUGUGCUCGGCCACAUCAUUUCCCAACUCAGGCCGGGUGCAGACCUGAGCCGGGUCACGCUUCCCACAUUCAUCCUCGAACCUCGUAGCAUGCUGGAGCGAAUAACCAACUUCAUGUGCCACCCCGAAAUGCUCCUACCUAUCCCGAAGAUGGACGACCCUACCGACAGAUUUGUGAACGUCGUGAAGUUCUAUCUGAGCGGUUGGCAUAUCCGUCCUCCCGGAGUCAAAAAGCCUCUGAACCCUAUUCUCGGCGAGAUCUUCACUUGCUACUGGGACUUGCCAGACAACACAAAAGCGUACUACAUCUCCGAGCAGACAUCUCACCACCCGCCGAAAUCAAGCUACUUCUACAUGGCUCCUGAGCACCACAUCAGGGUCGACGGCUGUCUAAAACCGAAGAGUAAAUUCCUGGGGAACUCGGCAGCAAGUCUGAUGGAGGGAACAGCCACACUCACGUUCCUGAACAGGGGGAAGGACCCUCAGAAGGGCGAGCGAUACUUCCUCACGCAGCCGAACAUGUACGCGCGAGGAAUCCUCUUCGGCAAGAUGAAAUAUGAGCUUGGUGAUCACAGCUUCGUUCGGUGUCCUGAGCUGGGCCUUGUCGCAGACCUGGAGUUCAAGACAAAGGGCUGGGUCGGUGGAACCUACAAUGCCAUCGGCGGCUUCAUCAAGAACGAGAAGACGGGCGAGGCGCUGUACGAGUUCUCUGGGCUGUGGAGUGAUGAGAUGAUCAUCAAGAAUUUGAAGACUGGCCACAAGGAUGCCUUUUUCAAUGCACACCGCGCGAAGCCAUCGCCUCCCCAGGUCAGGCCCAUAGAGGAGCAAGAUGAGAAGGAGUCCCAGCGACUGUGGCGCAAGACCGCACAAGCCGUGAAGGACAGGAACCACGAACUUGCUACUGACGAGAAGACCAAAAUCGAGGACGCCCAAAGAGACGAAGCUGCCAAGAGAGCCCAGGACGGUGUCGAGUGGCAUCCUCGUCUCUUCAGGAGGGUCAGAGGCGGUCCUGGUGGCUCUGAAGAAGGAGAGGAGGACCUUGAGUGGAUAAUCAACGCAAAACUCGACGCUACUGACCCAAAGAAACAAAUUGAACAAAUCCUGGACAUCUAUCCCAUCACGCCGGGCCAGAAAGCAAAUCCUGCCCACUCGAUUCCUCCCAGGGCUAGCACAAGCCAGGCCCCACCACCACAAUCGAAAGGGGACGAUCUAAUAGACUUUGGCCAGGAUGAUACACCAGCGGAGCCUACCAAGCCGCUAGAACGCCAACUCAAGGAUGACCCAAAGGUAGAGAGCACCGGGGAGAUUUCAGGGAUGCUCAAGUCUACCGGCAAGGCAUCUGAAGGACCGUUGAUCGACUUCCACGAGGACUUGAAGAAGAACGUCCCCGAUAUUCGAAGAUCAGACACGACCGGGUCUAAUGACGUCUUUGUAGAUGCAAAGGAAUAG